Liolophura sinensis is the source of this 2291-nucleotide messenger RNA. RefSeq names its product alpha-L-fucosidase-like. Bases 1 to 1374 code for a protein of 457 amino acids. NCBI's taxonomy places the organism in Eukaryota, Metazoa, Mollusca, Polyplacophora, Chitonida, Chitonidae. The transcript has 8 exons. Gene Ontology annotation, molecular function: alpha-L-fucosidase activity. The record is from RefSeq and is a predicted model, not a curated record. Gene Ontology annotation, biological process: glycoside catabolic process; fucose metabolic process. Gene Ontology annotation, cellular component: lysosome.
AUGGCGACCGCCUUGAUCGCGUUGUUGUUUGGGCUUCUAAGUUUACACGGCACUCAUCAAGACUAUCUUCCAAAUUGGCAGUCACUAGACUCUCGACCUUUGCCGCUAUGGUAUGACCAGGGAAAAAUCGGAAUCUUCAUGCACUGGGGAGUAUUUUCCGUACCCAGUUAUGGCAGCGCUUGGUUUUGGUGGUAUUGGAAGGGAAUAAAGUCUCUGAGAUAUGUAACCUUCAUGGAGGAGAAUUACAGGCCAGGCUUCACCUAUGCGGACUUUGCCCCGAUGUUCAAGGCAGAAUUUUACGACCCUGUUCGAUGGGCUAAAAUUUUUAAAUCGUCUGGCGCACGCUAUGUUGUACUGACAAGCAAGCAUCAUGAAGGCUUUACCAACUGGCCGUCUAAAGUUUCCUGGAACUGGAACUCCAUGGACACAGGACCUCACAGAGAUCUUGUUGGUGAAUUAGCAGCAGCCAUUCGGAGUGAGACAGACAUGCACUUUGGCCUGUAUCAUUCACUGUUUGAGUGGUUCCAUCCUCUUUAUCUGCAGGACAAAGCCAAUAAUUACACCACACAGAUGUUUGUAAAGGCUAAAACCAUGCCAGAGUUGUAUGAGCUCAUUAAUACUUACAAACCUGAGCUUCUGUGGUCGGAUGGAGACUGGAUGGUAACAGAUACGUACUGGAAUGCAACACACUUCCUAGCCUGGCUCUACAAUGAGAGUCCUGUAAAGGACACGAUUGUGGUGAAUGACCGCUGGGGAAAGAAUAUCCGAUGUCACCACGGAGGCUACUUCAAUUGUGAUGACAAGUUUAACCCACGUGUCCUCCAGAAGCACAAGUGGGAGAAUGCAAUGACUUUGGAUAAAUACGCCUGGACGUACCGACGCGAUGCUCACCUGGAAGACUUCCUGACCAUGGAUGAUCUCACUCAAAUACUGGCAGAAACCAUCAGCUGUGGCGGUAACUUGUUGCUGAACAUAGGCCCGACAGCACAUGGAACGAUUACCCCGAUAUUUGAGGAGAGAUUAGGCCAGCUGGGACAGUGGUUAGGUGUCAACGGGGAAGCCAUAUAUUCCUCAUUUCCGUGGACGUUCCAAAAUGACACUCUCACACCACGUGUCUGGUACACAGCAGCAGAUGUACAGAUGAAGAGAAUGGUCUACGCCAUCGUGCUGGACUGGCCUCGGAAUUCUACCCUAUCUCUUGGAGCUGUGAGUCCUACCUCCACUACUCAGGUUACCUUACUGGGGUAUUCAGGGACCUUCUCCUGGAAAAAAGGCCCUGGAGACGGAAUCACUAUUGUCAUUCCCCCUAUUCCAGCUAACAAAAUGCCUUGUAAGUGGGCCUGGGUGUUCCGGUUUGAAGGCUUGGAGGUGUGAUUGGAAAGGAAUCUUAAAGUAUCAUAAGGGUACUUCAGCAGUUCUGAGAAUACCCAGUGUGUAGUGAUAUAUCAAACUCCAUUAUCCAACUACUCGCAACUCCUAACUCAUACUCCUCACAGUGCAUGAGCCGCUCCCAUCACUCUCUUUACAUGACAAACACCACUAGAAGAAACUAAACGUCUAUUGACCUUCACCAUUAGUGUUGUUGUGCACAGCUACAAUAAACAGGUGUCAUGACAAACACCACUAGAAGAAACUAAACAUCUAUUGACCUUCACCAUUAGCGUUGUUGUGCACAGCUACAAUAAACAGGUGUCAUGACAAAGACUACUAGAGGAAACUAAACGUCUAUUGACCUUCACCAUUAGCGUUGUUGUGCACAGCUACAAUAAACAGGUGUCAUGACAAACACCACUAGAGGAAACUAAACAUCUAUUGACCUUCACCAUUAGUGUUGUUGUGCACAGCUACAAUAAACAGGUGUCUGUUGGAAUCAUGCUGUGAAUACUUCGGAUAAAAUGCAUUACAUGUAUAUGAAGUAUGUGCAUUAACAGAAACAAAGGUUAAGACAGAAUUUGCCAGCAGUAGCGGUGAUGUAAAGAAAGCAUAGUGAGUGGAGCAUGGCAGAAUAUGCUCCUAACCCAGUCUAUUAAUCAGGUCAAAUAGUUAUCUCCCUCUAUAUAAUUUACUAAAUUCUAAACACUUAUGUAGGAAAUGAUAUACCCAAUUCAGGAUCAGACGGAUUCUUUUCUUUUACAGCUAACACAAAUUUAUACAAACACUUAAAGAACGAAUAAGUUUAACUCCCAGAGAUGACAUUCAAAAGGAAAAGUGGAAACUAUUUCACUCACCUUUUUACCAUUUCUACACAGAACAUAUGUCCAGAACAUUUUUCUAAAAAAAAAAAAAAAAAA